GUGGGCUAGGCAGGCAGGGCUGACUAUAAAUCCCCAGUGUUGGGCUGUGUCGCCGACUUGGCAUCCCCGGGACUGCAGGUGCCCAAGUUACAGUGCUGCUAUCUGAGAUAAAGGAGCAGAUACCCUUGUCGGUAGGGCAUUUGUUUCAGAUUUGUGCUUCUGGCUUCCCAUUUGACACCAUGCCUUCCGUCUCUGAGUCUGACGAGCUGAUUUUUUUUGUGAAUGGAAAAAAGGUCAUAGAAAAGAAUCCUGACCCUGAAAAGAAUCUACUGUUCUACACCAGGAAAGUUCUCCAUCUCACAGGCACUAAGUACAGCUGUGGAACAGGAGGCUGCGGGGCCUGCACUGUGAUGGUGUCGAGAUAUAAUCCAAAGACCAAGAAGAUCUACCACUACCCAGCAACAGCAUGCCUGGUGCCCAUCUGCUGGCUUCAUGGAGCAGCCAUUACCACAGUGGAAGGUGUGGGAAGCAUCAAAAAGAGGGUUCACCCAGUGCAGGAACGACUUGCCAAGUGUCACGGCACCCAGUGUGGCUUCUGCAGCCCUGGGAUGGUGAUGUCCAUCUACACACUGCUCAGGAACCACCCGGAGCCGACACCUGAUCAGAUCACGGAGGCUCUUGGAGGGAAUUUAUGCCGAUGCACUGGAUAUCGACCAAUUGUAGAAAGCGGGAAAACAUUCUCCCCGAAGUCUACUGUUUGCCAAAUGAAGGGAUCUGGGAAAUGCUGCAUGGAUCCAGAUGAGAAAUGUUUGAAGAGCAGAGAGGAAAAGAUGUGUACUAAACUGUACAAUGAAGAUGAGUUCCAGCCGUUUGACCCAUCGCAGGAACCUAUAUUUCCUCCUGAACUGAUUAGAAUGGCAGAAGAUCCAAACAAGAGGAGGUUGACAUUCCAAGGGAAGAGAACCACCUGGAUCAUCCCUGUGACAUUGAAUGACCUCCUGGAACUGAAAGCCAGCUACCCCGAAGCCCCACUCGUCAUGGGGAACACCACAUUGGGACCCGGUAUUAAAUUUAAUGAUGAAUUCUAUCCAGUUUUUAUAUUCCCACUUGGGGUUCCAGAACUAAAUUUUAUGGACACCACAAACAAUGGGGUAACAAUAGGAGCAGGAUACAGCCUGGCACAGUUUAAAGAUGCCUUGGAUUUUCUGGUAUCAGAACAACCAAAGGAGAAGACCAAAACCUUUCACGCCCUCCAGAAAAAUCUGAGGACACUUGCAGGGCCCCAGAUUAGGAAUAUGGCUACUGUAGGAGGACACGUUGCAAGCUGUCCUAAUUUUUCUGACCUCAACCCUAUUUUGGCAGCUGGAAAUGCUAUCAUCAAUGUGGUAUCUAGAGAAGGAAAAGAUCGGCAGCUCCCUUUAAAUGGCCCUUUCCUUGAGAAGUUGCCUGAGGCUAACUUGAAACCAGAAGAGGUUAUCUUGUCCAUUUCCAUUCCUUACACUGCUCAGUGGCAGUUUGUGUCAGGACUCCGGUUGGCACAGCGUCAGGAAAAUGCCUUUGCUAUUGUCAAUGCUGGUAUGAGCGUGGAGUUUGAGGAAGGUACAAACACGAUCAAGGAUCUUAAGAUGUUCUUUGGAAGUGUUGCCCCCACUGUGGUCUCUGCAAGUCAAACCUGCAAGCAGCUCAUUGGGAGGCAAUGGGACGACCAAAUGCUGAGUGACGCAUGCCAGCUGGUCCUGCAGGAGAUCCGCAUCCCACCAGAUGCUGAGGGAGGCAUGGUGGAGUACCGACGCACCCUCAUCAUCAGCUUGCUCUUCAAAUUCUACCUCAAAGUGCAGCGAUGGCUGAAUGAAAUGGAUCCUCAGAAGUUUCCUGACAUCCCAGGAAAGUUUGUGAGUGCCCUAGAUGACUUCCCCAUAGAAACACCCCAAGGAAUCCAGAUGUUCCAGUGUGUGGAUCCCAAACAACCCCAGAAAGAUCCAGUUGGGCACCCAAUCAUGCACCAGUCGGGUAUUAAACAUGCCACAGGGGAAGCUAUAUUUAUUGAUGACAUGCCUCCCAUUGACCAAGAACUCUGCCUUGCCGUUGUCACGAGUACCAGGGCCCAUGCAAAGAUCAUAUCACUUGAUGUAUCAGAAGCCCUGGCAUGUCCGGGUGUGGUUGACGUGAUCACAGCUGAGGAUGUCCCAGGAGAAAAUGACCACAAUGGAGAGAUUCUUUAUGCACAGAGUGAGGUCAUUUGCGUGGGUCAGAUCAUCUGCACCGUGGCUGCUGAUACCUACAUCCAUGCAAAAGAAGCAGCUAAACGAGUGAAGAUUGCUUAUGAUGACAUAGAGCCAACCAUUAUCACCAUAGAGGAAGCCCUAGAACACAAUUCUUUCCUUUCUCCUGAGAAAAAAAUUGAACAAGGAAAUGUAGACUAUGCCUUCAAACAUGUGGAUCAAAUCAUUGAAGGUGAGAUCCACGUGGAAGGACAGGAACACUUUUACAUGGAAACGCAAACCAUCCUGGCUAUCCCACAAACUGAAGACAAAGAAAUGGUGUUACACUUGGGGACACAGUUUCCAACCCACGUGCAGGAAUUUGUGUCUGCAGCAUUAAAUGUCCCAAGGAGCAGGAUCGCCUGCCACAUGAAAAGAGCUGGAGGAGCAUUUGGGGGCAAAGUGUCCAAGCCUGCUUUACUGGGAGCUGUCUGUGCUGUGGCUGCCAACAAGACUGGCCGCCCAAUCCGCUUCAUCCUAGAACGAAGUGAUGACAUGCUGAUAACAGCUGGCCGCCACCCACUCCUGGGAAAAUACAAAAUUGGGUUCAUGAAUAAUGGAGAGAUCAGAGCUGCUGACGUUGAAUAUUACACUAAUGGAGGAUGCACCCCCGACGAAUCUGAGCUGGUGAUAGAAUUUGUCGUGCUGAAAUCUGAAAAUACAUAUCAUAUUCCGAAUUUCCGGUGCCGGGGCAGGGCUUGUAAAACAAACUUGCCAUCUAACACGGCUUUCCGAGGAUUUGGCUUCCCUCAGGCUACGGUGGUCGUCGAAGCAUACAUAGCUGCGGUAGCAUCUAAGUGUAACUUACUCCCUGAAGAGGUUAGAGAAAUAAACAUGUAUAAGCAAACUAGCAAGACAGCCUAUAAGCAGACGUUUAAUCCAGAGCCCUUGCGGAGAUGCUGGAAGGAGUGUCUGGAGAAGUCGUCAUUCUUUGCCAGGAAGAAGGCUGCAGAGGAAUUUAACAGAAACAACUAUUGGAAGAAGAGGGGGCUUGCUGUCGUCCCCAUGAAGUUCAGCGUUGCGGUCCCCAUAGCCUUCUACAAUCAGGCUGCUGCUCUGGUCCACAUCUUCUUAGACGGCUCUGUCCUGCUGACCCACGGUGGCUGCGAGCUGGGACAAGGUCUACACACUAAGAUGAUUCAGGUAGCCAGUAGAGAACUCAACGUCCCCAAGUCGUACGUGCACUUUUCUGAAACCAGCACUACCACAGUGCCCAACUCCGUCUUCACCGCGGGUUCCAUGGGAGCAGAUAUCAAUGGGAAGGCUGUGCAGAAUGCCUGCCAGAUUCUUAUGGACCGUCUUCGGCCCAUCAUCAGAAAAAACCCUAAAGGAAAAUGGGAGGAGUGGAUUAAAAUGGCCUUUGAAGAAUCCAUCAGUCUCUCAGCCACUGGAUAUUUCAAAGGCUACCAGACAAACAUGGACUGGAAGAAGGAGGAAGGUGAUCCCUACCCGUACUAUGUCUAUGGCGCAGCCUGCUCUGAGGUUGAAGUGGACUGUCUGACUGGGGCUCACAAGCUCCUGAGGACCGACAUCUUCAUGGAUGCUGCCUUCAGCAUUAACCCUGCCCUGGAUAUCGGGCAGGUUGAGGGAGCCUUUAUCCAAGGCAUGGGAUUCUACACCACAGAGGAGUUGAAAUACUCCCCAAAAGGUGUGCUCUAUUCUCGGGGCCCGGAAGACUACAAAAUCCCCACCGUCACUGAGAUACCAGAGGAGUUCUACGUCACUCUGGUGCGCUCUCGAAAUCCCAUAGCCAUCUACUCAUCGAAGGGAUUGGGUGAGGCUGGGAUGUUCCUGGGGUCCUCAGUUUUAUUUGCCAUAUAUGAUGCUGUGACCACUGCCCGCAAGGAGAGAGGGCUGAGCGACAUCUUCCCCUUGAAUAGCCCAGCAACACCUGAAGUGAUUCGCAUGGCUUGCACAGAUCAGUUUACUGAGAUGAUUCCCAGAGAUGACCCUUCAACAUUCACACCUUGGUCCAUCCACGUGUCUUAAUCUUGUGACUUUAAGAAAAAAGAAAAGCCAUGCAGCUGAUUCAAACUAGCCCCAAACCAGAGCAGCAUAUGGGUUGACUAGAAUUUAUCAAACAUGAUUUUACUGUUUUUUUAGUUAUUCUCUGUGAUUAGGUUAUUGCAUGAUUACAUGUUAAGAUACAGAUUUCUACAAAAUUGUGUAGCAAAACUUAGAAUUGGAAAUUCUGAUUUAGUUUUCAUUGUCCUGAAAGUAUGCAUCAUGGUGAGUUUUUAAACCUAGCUAACUAAGCUGGGACAGCUCAGGAGGGCCUCCUUGUGUUUUGUUUCAAACAGCUAUGUUUGAAACCCAACAGAACUGUCUAUUCCAAAACUCUCUCUAGACUGGAGUCUCCCAAAACCAGCACACCUGGAAAACCCACUUUCCAGUGCUUGCCACUUCCUGUGGUACAAACGCUAUCAUAAGAACAAGCAGUACGUGCUCAGGGAACCUGGACGUAGAGCUGGAGACAGGUUCGAAUACAGCUUGUCUCCAAAGGUGUGUGCUGGAAGCCUGGCUCCCAGGGUGGUACAGUUGAAACUGUAAGAGGUGGAGCCUAUUGAGAGGUCAUUGGUAAGGGAUCAAUGGUGACAGGAAGGAAUGGACUAGUUCCCCAAAGCCUGGCCCCUCCUCAUCUCUCUGCCAGUGUGAGCCAUUGCAUUUCUAGUGUGUGAUGCCAUCUACUGGGACAGAAAGGAGGUCCUCACCAGAUGGGCAGUCUUGUGACCUUGCCUCUAAACUAUGAGCCAAAAUAAACCUCUUUUCUUCACAAA
Molecule: messenger RNA, 4978 nt
Organism: Mus caroli (Ryukyu mouse)
Lineage: Eukaryota; Metazoa; Chordata; Mammalia; Rodentia; Muridae
Product: aldehyde oxidase 4
Molecular function (GO): FAD binding; 2 iron, 2 sulfur cluster binding; oxidoreductase activity
Source: RefSeq, a predicted model, not a curated record